Paramuricea clavata is the source of this 2009-nucleotide messenger RNA. The record is from the annotation of a GenBank genome assembly. Lineage: Eukaryota; Metazoa; Cnidaria; Anthozoa; Malacalcyonacea; Plexauridae.
AUGGGUACAGAUAUCCGGCAUAUAAAUUGUGAGAAUUGUCAGGCAGAGAUUUUGAUCGUUUAUAGCUUUUGUAACAAUUGUGGAAAUAGAGUUGAUACUGGUAAGUAUACAUACUAUAAAAUUUUACUUUUUUAUAUUUAUGUUAUCAUUUUUAUUUGCGGAUUUAUAUUUUAUAAAUUGAAUAUUUAAAUAUACACCAUAUUAAUCUGUCAGUCAGUCUCGUAUGUUUGUGACAAGUCUGCCAACAAGCCGUCAACAAGAGGUAUUCGCACUGCUUGUCACAAGUUGUCAACAGGUUUGGAACAACUUGUUGACAACUUGUAACAACCUUGUCGAAAUUACCAGACUUGUUGCAAGGUUGUUCUGACAAGUCUGUUACAUGCUUGAUAUAACAAGAUUGUUACAACCUUGUGUUGACAACCUUGUAACAUCCUUGUUAUAUCAUGGCUGUAACAAACUUGUUAGCACAGUCUUGUAACAAUUAGGUUGAUAAUGCCAUCAAGCUUGUUACAAGUUGUUAACAGCUUGUUUCAAACCUGUUACAACAAACUGGGAACAAGCAAUGCGAACACAACUUGUUGACAGCUUGUGAACAGACUUGUGACAGCUUGUUUGCAGACUUGUUACAACUUGUGUGUUUUUAUGUGUGUGGUGUAGGUAUUUGUAUAUCCACUCAUACCUUGUGUUUACACUACAAGCCUUAAUUGGCCUAGCCAUGGCCAGACCAAGGUAAAUAUGUGGUGUGUUUACACCGUUGCACUGUUUUUUUAAGAAUUUUGUAAUUAAUUUUGUAUAUUUUUAUCUGUUGUAACGGUUUCUGCUGGUUGUCCGCUAAUCUCUCACUGUGGGGACACAUUGCCAUAGAAAAAAGGCCCAGGCCAGGGGCGAAAGUGUUUACAUUUCCACAAGCCUAGGCCACCAGUUGUAGUGAGCCCAGAUCUCCUGGCCUAGGUCAGGCCAAUUAGGUCUGUUUACACUGUCAAAAUGAAGGCUAGCAGUGUAAACACGACUAUAGAUAUAAGUAAAUAUACUCAAAGUCAGCAUCAUGUUCAUGUUAUGAGUGACUGGGAAUAUGCUUUGGAGUUUGGCCAAGGGGGUUAUGUUGUGGCCACCUGUCUAAAGGAAAGUAAUUGCAACCUGAACAGAUAUACCCAUGGGACAUCAUUUAUAAUACUAUAGUCAGUAAAGUGUUGGAUAUGGUGUAGAAUAGAGUUAGUAAAGUAUUUCAUUAUUAUUUCAUUGAUAACAGAUUAACAGUCUUGUACUGAAGAAAAAUGCUGCUUAAAUAUUGAUAAUAAUUUAUUAAAGGUGCUGCUUGAAUUUGAACAAGCUUUCAUUGGUAGGUUUGCAACUACCUGAAAAUAUAUAAGGAGAAUUUCAAGGCCCUUCAUCAGGAGUUACUAGCGGGGGUCGGGAAAAUUGCAUGAGCUUUUAUACUAAAAAUAUAAAAGCAAUCAUGUAACAAAAAAUAAACCAAUCAAGAUGGAUUUAGUCAAAACAUAUACUAUAUUCUUCAAACAUAUACUAUUAUUCAAAACAUACUAUAUUAUUCUUUAUGAUGACUUCAAACUACUAGACAAAACAUCAAUCUAAUUUCAAUUGUUUAAAUUUAUUAUUUACAGAGAAGGAGAUCAUUCAACAUUACUUCCAUCGUGGUUUUCCUUAUGAUGUCAUACUAGAUUUUUUAAGCAAACAUGGGAUAUCUAUUAGUUUACGCACUCUCAAAAGACGACUUCAGAAAUAUGGACUGAGGAAAAGAAACAGUGAUGUAGAUGAGGAGACAGUACGAAAUCUGGUUAGAAGUGAAAUGGCCAAUGCAGGAGAACAGUCUGGGUACCGUACAAUUUGGCACGCACUCAGACUGAUUCAUAAUAUCCACCCACCAAGAACAUUGGUUGCAGAAAUUCUUCAUGAACUGGAUCCUGAAGCAAGCAAUGCACGUAGAUCUCGAAAAUUGAAAAGGAGAAAAUACUUGUCCCCAGGUCCAAAUUAUUGUUGGCAUGUAGAUG